Cyclocybe aegerita is the source of this 1575-nucleotide messenger RNA. Lineage: Eukaryota; Fungi; Basidiomycota; Agaricomycetes; Agaricales; Hemipholiotaceae. The record is from the annotation of a GenBank genome assembly.
AUGUUCGUUCGUGAAUGCACCCCUCUCCCUUGUGGGCCAGCCUUCGCUCUUCGGCAGUCGCCCUUCGAUGGUCCUGCUACAGUAGCUUUGGCGACGUCUGGCUUCGUCGGCGGUGUCACCCUCGCCUACUUCGUUCAAGCCCACUUCAACCGUCGCCUCCUCGCCGCUCCUGUGAAUGUCACCUAUGGAAAUCUGAACCACACCGCCAUUGUCCAUCCCAUUUGUCCUGUCGGUCCUUUGUCGUUCGACUCGGGCGAUGUCCUCGACAAACUCAUGUGUCCUACACCGUUCGACCAUGGGGACCCUGGUCCGAUGUGCGACCCGCUCUCGCGGAUGCAUGCACUGGAGGUCGACAACUGGUUCAGCCCGGCUUGCGAAGCUGGUGACGCUCCUGGAACCGACCUCAUUGUUCUGCCUUCAGUACCGAGCAGCUCGCCUUUGACCACCUGCACCGAUGUUGGAAGGUACAUUCCAGGAGAUAUGAUCGUCUACAGCACAGGUGAACGUAGUAUCUCUGUUUAUUACGGUUCUACCCCAGCCAUUUGGAGUGUCCGUAGCAAGGAUCUUUUCUCCAUCCACGGUUCCCAGAAGGUUUCCUGCUUGGCUGCAUCCUUUUUGGCUCAACACUUGCCUCUCGACGGCCUUGAUCUUAAGUCGAUCAUCGCAGGUCUUACUGUGAUCUCUGGCCUGCACAACCACCGUGGUGUCCCUCUUCAAACACCCACUGUCGACGAGCUUGUUGCCGUCAAAUCAUUUACCGCUGCUUCUGUAGUAUCGUCGCCUCGAAACCCUCGCCUCGUCCCAACCAUGAUGGAGGCCCAACUCGCCACUAGCGCUCUUGUCGCUGUCAACAACCCAGAGCCAUCCGCUCGAACUCUCACAAUCGCCCGACAUAUCCGAGACAUCUCCAACUACAUCUGCGUCCUCCUCGUAUUCCUCUUAAUCAUUUUAUGCAUCUUCAAGACCUUUAUCUACACCGAGUUUAAAGUCUCGUUCUACUUCGCCAAAAGGAGAAUUCGAACCCUCCUGUCGCCCUGGUAUGUUGCUCUCGCGUCUGUAUCCGCCAACGAGGUUAGCGAGGAGCAAGACGAUUUCUUCUACCCUACGCCAAUUCUCGUCGACGACACGUCUAUCGAGGAAGUCCAAGCAUCUCCUGUCAAGGACCACAACGUGCCCUCAUUCGUCGACGCCCAAUCAGUGGCCCCCGAAUCCGAACAGGAUGCAGCCGUCGAGGACAUCAAAGAGGCUACACUUUCCGAGGAGGCUCGCCUCAAUGUUAUCGAGGAAGAAGUAAACGAGGAAACUAUCAACUCUUCGGCCGAAAUUCGACCAAUUCCGGACGAGGCCACGUCCUCGGCCCACUCUUCCUUGCUCGACCCCGAAGCUUCUCCUUUCGUCCCCGGCGCUCUCAAACUUCCUUCUGCAUCCACCUCCACCACUCUUGAGACUGUCGAAUCUCCUCCAGCUCCUUCUGCCAUCCCCACCCAUAUCUCUGCCCGACCUCCUGGUCGCCGUCGCCGAAAGCACCACCGGAAGAACAAGAACAAGGCGGUCGAGAUCAACCUUUUGGGUUGA